CACUCUCACUACAAAACCUCUCUCAACAUCCAACAAAACCUCUUCCCCUUCCGACCCGAACCCCAAAAAAUGGAAAAGGAGCGACCCGCAUGGCGACCCGACCCGUUUCACGCUAGACCCCCGCCGGAGACGCCGCGCGACCCCAUGGAGUUCCUCUCCCGGUCGUGGAGCGCCUCCGCUCUCGAAGUCUCCAAGGCCCUCUCAUCAUCUCAGCAACUUCCACCUUCUUCAAACAAAAACAACAACAACAACGUUAACAACAACGUUGUUGUUUGUUCUAAUUACUCCAACGCCCCCGUAAUACUUGAAGACAUAGCUGGUGAAGUGGAAGAGUCUGCAACCGUUUCUGGCAACCCUUUCUCCUUUGCUACCUCCGAAACCUCUCAGAUGAUCAUGGACCGCAUCAUGUCCCACUCCCAGGAGGUGUCGCCAAGGACCUCAGGAAGGCUCUCUCACAGCAGUGGACCUCUUAAUGGCUCCCUAACAGAUAGCCCACCGGUUUCUCCUUCUGAAAUUGACGAUUUCAAGUAUAACCGUUCCAACAACAACCACAACACCGCCAGCAUCGCCGGCGGUGGCAAGACGGUGGGUAGGUGGCUGAAGGACAGGAAGGAGAAGAAGAAGGAGGAAACCAGGGCCCACAAUGCUCAGCUCCACGCGGCUGUUUCGGUUGCCGGUGUCGCCGCCGCAGUUGCCGCUAUCGCCGCUGCCACGGCCGCUUCGUCAGGCUCCGGCAAGGACGAGCAGAUGGCGAAGACAGACAUGGCGGUGGCAUCAGCGGCGACACUGGUGGCAGCUCAGUGUGUGGAGGCUGCCGAGGCCAUGGGGGCCGAGCGUGACCACCUGGCCUCGGUGGUCAGCUCAGCCGUGAACGUGAGGUCCGCCGGUGACAUCACAACAUUGACAGCAGCGGCGGCCACCGCUUUACGUGGGGCAGCCACGUUGAAAGCGAGGGUCCUUAAGGAGGUUUGGAAUAUUGCAGCUGUGAUUCCUGUGGAAAAGAAUUUGGGCGGUGGCGGUGGCGGCGGCGGCAACGGUAACGGUAGUAAUGGUAGUUCUAAUAGCAGUUUCAGUGGUGAAAUUGUACCGGAAGAAAAUUUCUUGGGGAUCUGUAGUAGAGAAUUACUAGCCAGAGGUUGUGAACUUCUCAAGCGCACACGCACCGGUGAACUCCAUUGGAAAAUUGUAUCCGUUUAUAUAAACAGGAUGAACCAGGUUAUGGUGAAAAUGAAGAGCAGGCACGUUGCUGGGACCAUCACAAAAAAGAAAAAGAAUGUGGUGCUUGGAGUGAUCAAGGACAUGCCGGCUUGGCCUGGUCGCCACUUGCUUGAAGGUGGUGAGAACCGUCGCUACUUUGGUUUGAAAACCGUGAUGCGUGGUGUUGUUGAAUUUGAGUGCAGAAACCAGAGAGAGUACGAUGUGUGGACUCAAGGGGUGUCAAGGCUUCUCUCUAUAGCUGCUGAGAGGAACAACAGGAACCGAAUAUGUGGCAUUUGAUUAGGAUCCAAUGAUCAUGGUAGUAAGUAUGAUAUAUAGUAGGUCUUUUGAUACAUGGUGGGGUUUUAAUCCAAAUGUAAAAAAGGGUAAAUUGAAUUACUAGUAUGGGGGGGUUUCUUAGUUUCUUUAAUCUUGGGGGACACACAUGAAUAUUUUAAUGUAAUUUUUGAAUGGGAAAGUGAAGGCACUUGAACCAAAGUGAGUGAAAAUCAUGUGAACCUUGGUGUUGUUUGUUUCUUUUGCUGAUUUGGAAAGAAAAGGAGUAUCUUGGACCGGGGUAGUCAAAAGAGAAAAAGAAUGAGGCACGUUUGAGUCCAAGUGUGAUAAAGACAAAGGGUGGUUUAUGUGCUUUGUUUAUGCAUGUUGAUUUGGGCUUUCCCUCAUUGGAUCCCGAGAAAUAGUUUAAGGUUUGAGCUAGAGCCAUCAUUGUUUUCGAUUA
Molecule: messenger RNA, 1936 nt
Organism: Cajanus cajan (pigeon pea)
Lineage: Eukaryota; Viridiplantae; Streptophyta; Magnoliopsida; Fabales; Fabaceae
Source: RefSeq, a predicted model, not a curated record